AGCAAUCCCAUGUUGCAUCUUCCGGGGCAAACAGAAGAUCAUAAUUCUACAGAAGAUUGUUCAUUGCAAGCAAACCUUGAGUCUCAUUGUGCAAAGCGGUUUGAAAUUGAUGGACAACAUUAUGGAGUAUCAGGCACAGUGUCUAAUAGAUUUCAGAGUCGCUGGUUUGGAGGUUGGUCUGGCAAUGACACAAAUAUUUCAGUUCCAAUGAGACCAAAUAAUAUUAAAAUCAUAGCUGGCCAUUUUGCCGGUGAGACAAGCUAUUUGUCAGAAUCAGCAGAUUUGGCUCCAGAUGAAAACUCCUUUGUGGGACCCAAACCAGACGAAAAAGCUUGCAUUGCUUCUCAAUCAACUAUACCUUCUGAAGGUGCUCUUAUUAACAGGAAUAAUCAAGUACUUCUCUCACAGGAUGCAUCUAGAUUUUCAAGUCCAUCCUAUGUCGAUCCACUCUGCUCUGUUGUUCCCUGCAGUAUUCCAUCCCAAAACAUGCUUUCUCGUUCAGCUUUAUGUGAUGAUAAACAGGUCUAUAUGGAAAAGUUCUUCACUCCUGGUACUGAACAUAUAGAAAACUUGCAGAGUAACUCAAAUCUGGACAACAAGGUUCUCUCAGAACAAAUUUCCAUUUCAGAAGCUAGUGCUGAUCGACCAGAUCAUUCUGUUCAUAAAAAAUUGAUCUCAAUGAGAAGUAUUAGUAUGCGACCUUGCUAUGUGUCAUCUUUGAAAAAUGGGAGUCUGGGUAAAACAUGUCUGCUGGAUAAAAGCUUGCCACCUCCGAACCUGUAUGGCUCAACAGAGAGUGUACAUGGAUUUCCAUCAGGUUUGCAAACAGAAAGGGAUUCACACUUCUUGUCCAUGAAAAAAGGGUCCGUGCAGCAUUUAGAUCAUUUUUCAUCUGAGUUUAGUGCAGAAGCAAAUGGAAAACAGAUUGAGGGAAGUCAAACUGUAGCAGAGAUUCCAACACAUCCAAACCUCUUGAAGCUUCAGCUUAUACAUGAAAAUCAAAAUAUUACCUCAUCAGGAACAAUAAAGCGUGUCCGGUUUGCAGAAAUUGAAACGAAGGUUGCAAACGGAGAAAAACGACUAAAGCAGCAAAUCACAUCAAAUGCUUGCCACACUGUAAGAGCUUCCAAAUGUCUGAGACCUUCACGUUCACAUUUUGAGUCAAGAGCUCAAAAUAAGAAAGGGACUCUAACUAAUUGCCAAGCCAAAUUUGUGAAGAUGUUAUUCCAAUCUAUGAAGUUUUUGCUUACUGGGUUUCCAAAGCAAAAGUUAAAGAGAAUUGAAGACCUGAUAAGGAAGUAUGGUGGGACAGUGCUCACUGAUAUCCCUUUUGGAAAUAAGAGAAAGAGGAGCUCUAGACAUAGAGAGCAGGCACUUCCUAUUGUUUUGUGCCCAAAGAAGCUACAAACAAUGAAGUUCUUAUAUGGCUGCGCUGUUGGUGCCUUGAUGGUCAAAGCUAAAUGGCUCACUGAUUCAAUCGCAGCAAGUUCCCUCUUACCACCUGAACAAUACAUGAUUCUACGAAAAUCUUUUGGAGGGUCUUUACAAACUGAAAUUCUUCUGAGAGGCAGUAGUAACUUUAUCUUUGAUGGCGUUGGCAUCAUGCUUCAUCAUGGCUCAAAAAGAAAUUGCACUGGGAUAGCAAAAGUAAUCGAGCAUGGCGGUGGAAGAGUUUUAAAAACACUCCAAAAAUUGGUUUUAAGUCUUGAUGCUGCAGAGAUUAGUCUUGGGUUUAUUGUGACUGAGGAUGGAAGUUGGACUUCAAGACACUUGAAGCAGUGUGCUUUGGAGAAGAAAAUACCUAUUAUGAAAAGAAAGAUGUUGUCCCUCUACCUCUCAUUAAGCUUCCUGAUACUUGUUCCAUCGGAUGGAGUCAUGAAAUUUAAGCUUGCUCAUUGCAGAUGCUCUCUCUUGCAGAGCUUCAUCAUUCAGGAAACUAAAAGGAUCAUAGGCCGUCUUCCAUCAAAUUUCAGAUAUGGUCGUUAUGGUUGUGGGCAGUCUGUUCUAGCCUUCCCGGGGAGGUUUUAUUGACCAAAUGCCAUGUAUGCCAAGGAACUAACUAAACCAAAAACUCAAGCUUGUGAUUGAAGGUCCUAAAGUAUUUUUGUAUGCUAACAUGCCCCUCACGUGUAGCCGAGGAGGAUCCAAACCACUGCUGACAUGAAAUGAGCUGGGUUAACCCGACCUGGAAGUGAUGCUAGGAAUUUGCCAAAGUGGCGGGUUGAGGUAGGCUAGGGUUAGAAGACAAGAGAAUGAUCCUCACAAUUUCUCCAUGUCCACAUGACCUCCCAUGAUCAUGGCUAAUGCUUGCUCAUCUUCCAGAAACAUGGUCACUACUUUCGUGCUGACUUGAGCAUAGAUUUGAUGAGGGAUGGCAUUCGGGAGUGGUGGACUAGAAGG
Cuscuta campestris is the source of this 2400-nucleotide messenger RNA. The record is from the annotation of a GenBank genome assembly. NCBI's taxonomy places the organism in Eukaryota, Viridiplantae, Streptophyta, Magnoliopsida, Solanales, Convolvulaceae.